Raphanus sativus (radish) is the source of this 1095-nucleotide messenger RNA. RefSeq names its product 26S proteasome non-ATPase regulatory subunit 7 homolog A-like. Gene Ontology annotation, molecular function: protein binding; metallopeptidase activity; nucleic acid binding. Gene Ontology annotation, biological process: proteasome-mediated ubiquitin-dependent protein catabolic process. The transcript has 7 exons. The record is from RefSeq and is a predicted model, not a curated record. NCBI's taxonomy places the organism in Eukaryota, Viridiplantae, Streptophyta, Magnoliopsida, Brassicales, Brassicaceae. Gene Ontology annotation, cellular component: proteasome complex. Bases 72 to 1031 code for a protein of 319 amino acids.
AAUAGACGAGAGAAGAAGCAAAACGUGAAUCGGCAGUUACCCCAGAAGAAAUCAAGGCUAAUUCUCCGAACAUGGAUGUGACAGAGACGCAACAGAUAACAGCAGCAAGGACGAUGGAGAAGGUGGUCGUUCAUCCACUCGUCUUGCGUAAUAUCGUAGACAACUACAACCGCGUCGCUGAAAAGUCAGGCAAGCGCCUUGUCGGUGUUCUUCUAGGCGAGAGCUCCGGUGGUAUCGUUGAGGUCGUCAACAGCUACCAUGUGCCCUUCAAGGAGGAUGACAAUGACUGGUUUCUUGAUCACAGACACCACAGUGCAAUGUUGCAACGGUUCGACGGCAUUAAUGACAUGGUUGGUUGGUACAGCACAGGCUCUGAACUUAGAGAGAAUGAUCUGGAUGUUCAUGCUCAGUUCUGCAGCUAUGCUCCCAAUCCAGUUCUCGUCGUUAUCGAUGUAGGACUUGGAAUUCCCACUAAUGCUUACUAUACCAAGUCCAACCCCAACCUCGAGGCUUCUCUUCAGAAAAUCGAGGAGAAAGUCUUUGUUCGUGCGUCAGUAGAAAUCGCUCCUGAAGCCAAGGAUUUUGCCGAUGAAUAUCUGCUCAGUGAGUUGAAAGAUGCUCGCCCCCCCAAGAGAUUGACAUUGGGAGGUGUGAGCUAUGUGGAUGCGAUGGAGUCGUACCUGGAGUUCUACAAAAAACAGGUUAGGAUCAGCGUCGAGGGAUAUGACAUGUCCCUUCUAGCACCUGAUCUCUACAUUUCCUUGGAGAACCACUUCAGCUCCUGUGGAACAGUGGAGUUCGUGGAGGUGCCGAGAGAUCCGGUGACCAAGGCCAUUAGCGGCAGGAGUAGCACUGUGGCUCUCCGCGGGGAAGGUGCAGAAGAGAAGGCCUUGGCACUCAACGGAAGUGACUUGGGAGGAUGGAGAGCAUCAGUCAAGAUCUUACCACCAGCGCUAGCUAGUCUGAGAUCUGGCUUGACUACUCGUGAAGCGGCACGUCAAUACAUCGCCCACUUUAAACGAAACAAGUAAAUUUAUCUACUCAUGUUUUUCUCUUGCAUUAUUAUGUUUUUAAUUGUGCUGACAAAAUCAUUAU